Molecule: messenger RNA, 900 nt
Organism: Colletotrichum karsti
Lineage: Eukaryota; Fungi; Ascomycota; Sordariomycetes; Glomerellales; Glomerellaceae
Exons: 1
Coding region: 1-900 (299 amino acids)
Molecular function (GO): protein binding
Source: RefSeq, a predicted model, not a curated record
AUGCAAAAUCUAGAGGAAGCGGACGGAGAGAGCGCGUCAGAGGAUGACUGCUGGACUCCCCUCCAACAAGCCGCCCGCGCCGGCGACCUACCAACAUUACGCACCCUCAUCGCCUCCGGAGCCGACGUCAACGCACCGCCGCAAGGAUACUACGGCCGCACCGCCCUCCAGGCCGCAUGCUUGGCAUCCCACGCCGAGGUGGUAUCGGCGCUCCUCGAAGCCGGAGCGGACGUAGACGCAGCCCCGGGCAACAACGACGCGCGGAACGCGCUGCAGAUCGCGAGCGGCCGGCCCGACGUGACCAUCGUCGAGACGCUGCUGGCAAGAGGCGCUGACGUGAACGCGCCGGCUGCGCGGUACUACGGGGCCACGGCGCUCCAGUCGGCCUCGGCCGCGGGCUUGACGGACGUCGUGGAGUUGCUGCUGGCCAGGGGAGCAGACGUCGACGCGGCGCCGGCGACGACGGCGGGGAGAACGGCGCUGCAGGCCGCGGCGGCGCACGGGGAGGUGGAGAUCGCCGCGCUGCUGAUGGAUCACGGGGCCGACGUGAACGCGCCCGCGUGUCGACACAAAGGGCUGACGGCGUUGCAGGCGGCGUCGCUGCGCGGGGACGAGGGGCUUGUUCAGAGGCUACUGGAGGCCGGGGCGGCUGUGAAUGCCGAGGGGAGCAGGUUCAAGGGCGGCAGGGCGCUGCACGCGGCGGCGGAGGGCGGGCAUGUUCGGGUGUGCGAGAUGUUGCUGGAUGCCGGGGCCGGGAUCGAGGCUGGAUCUGGGUGGGGUGGACAGACCGCGUUGCAGGGCGUGGUUGCGAGGGGUCACGAUGCUGUCGUGCGGGUGUUGAGGGGCAGGGGUGCUACGGGAACGGAAGGUGGAGGGACGUUUUUGUUUGAUAGAGUUUGA